This is a messenger RNA of Pecten maximus, 1801 nucleotides long. RefSeq names its product neurotrypsin-like. NCBI's taxonomy places the organism in Eukaryota, Metazoa, Mollusca, Bivalvia, Pectinida, Pectinidae. The transcript has 12 exons. The record is from RefSeq and is a predicted model, not a curated record. Gene Ontology annotation, cellular component: membrane. The coding region runs from base 96 to 1682 and encodes 528 amino acids.
ACGUAAAGGAGGGAGCACCCGUACGUUGAGAGCAGGUCAUAUAUAUCCUUAUAAAUGUAUUACUUCCUCAAUUCACCAAAAGGACAUCAACUGCCAUGGCAGCCCGUUUUUGCUGUGUUGUUGUUGUUGGUUUGAGCGUUAUGACUACUUGUAUUGAAGGAACCUUACGACUCAUUGGAGGAGAUGACCAAUAUGAAGGAAGACUAGAGGUAUACCACGAUGGCGAGUGGCAGUCAGUUUGUUACGACUACUGGAGCAAUGACAAUGCCAUCGUCGCAUGCAGACAACUUGGAUUAAAAGGACGAUCAUGGAAAGCUGACAAUUCAGGUCGUGGAAAGUUUUGGAUAACAGACGUAGAUUGCGAUGGGACUGAAGAUCGUCUUGAAAGUUGUAACUCUAACCCAAUCGUAUCUACCGAAUGUGAGGACAAAGAUGAUUAUGUUUACCAAACGUGCACGCCACCAAAAGAUGGCGUUUUACGGUUACAAAAAGGACCGAUACAAAAUGAGGGCAGACUAGAAAUAUAUCACGACGAUAAGUGGGGGACGGUAUGUGAUGAUGAAUGGAAGACACACCCUCAGAAUGCAGAAGUGGCAUGUCGUCAGCUUGGUUAUAAAGGCGGAUCAAGUCGAGCAGCUAAAUCCCUAGAACAAUCCAGCAGUAGUGAUAACUUUUGGAUGGACAAUGUAAAGUGUGUCGGUAACGAAUCUCGCAUUCAGGAUUGUUCCUUUAAUCGUUGGGGUAAACACGACUGUCGCUCCCACGAAGAAAUUUAUCUUGAAUGCGACGAAUAUAAAGAUAACCUGACCCGGCUUGUAGGUGGUUCUGACCAGUACGAGGGCCGACUGGAAGUAUAUCACGCUGGUCAAUGGGGCUCUGUCUGUAUUGAUCGAUGGGAUAACUUUGUGUUAAAUGCUCAUGUAGCCUGUCGACAGCUCGGUCACACAGGUGGUUCGUUCAGACGGGUCACUGCCACAGAGCGAGGUGAGGGACAGUUCUGGAUGGACGGCAUUGAAUGUAAUGGCGAAGAAACUCAUUUGAACCAUUGUAAUUUCAACGGAUGGGGAAGCGAGAACUGCUUCCAUUCCGAAAACGACGACGUAUUCCUUCAGUGUAAUCCUAACAAAGGGGCUGUUCAGCUUGCCGAUGGAACUAACCGCUACAAUGGACUUGUACAGGUUUUUAACCGUGGGAACUGGAUAUCACUUUGUAAUGAUGUCUGGACAAACGAUAACUUGAAUGUCGUAUGCAGGCAACUUGGAACAAUAGGAAAGAGAAGCGACGAAAAAGUCUAUUCUCAAGGAUUAUACUAUCCUGGGGAUUUCCGAUGCGGAGGUUCUGAAAAAUAUCUAUUGAAAUGUUCGUAUCGCCCAAGAACAUGUUCAUUUCAUGAAAGAGUCGUGGUGACAUGUCGAGUUCCAGCUUCUCCUCGAAAUGGAAGGUGUGAAAUUGACAUACAAGAGACCUGUGAAGAAACUCUUACGUGCCAGGAGGUUAACGGAUUUGGCAGAUGUGUAUGUAAUAACGAAUCUUUUUGGGAUGGAAGUACAAACAAAUGUAAAAACAAGUUGCUGUUCAAUGAAAUGUGUGAUCCGCUCAUCGAUGACGUAUGUACCAGCGACUUGUCAUGUAAACCUACAAAUGGAUCCACAACAUUUAAGUGCACUAUGUCAGGAGGAUAGAUUCUGGGACAUCUCUAUAAAGAAAUGUCGUAGAAAGAUAAUUUUUAAUGACGAAUGUGACCCUUCCUCUGGAGACGUAUGUACCAGUGAUUUGUCAUGUGAAAGAAUCAACGGAACAA